UUUGCGUAACACGGUCACACUACUCAAAAAAAGCGGGAGUUCUUUUAAAAAAUUUGUUUACGUUAUUUUCAACAAAUUCUCAAAAUUGGAAAAUGCCACGACACAGUAACGCCAAGCGCGGCCCCAAAUCGACGGUGAACAACUCAAAGCCGCCAUCCGACGACGACACAGCCUUCCGGUCGCCGGAGCCAGAAGACGGCACCGACUAUGGCCUGGAGUUCACCACCAGCCAACUGACGCUACGGGAGAACAGUCGUCGUUGCUCGACGAUGCGCAAGGACGCCGGACGGAGGCAUCCGGCGGCGAAUAGGACGUCCACCAGCGACGAGGAGGAGGAUGAGGAUCUGGAAAAUCGCCAUCCGGCAGCCAGAUCACCGCAGACGCGUCGGAUGACCGCGCACCAAGAAACCAGCACGCGGGCGCCGAGACCAGUUGCUGCACAGAACCAGAACCAAAACAGGCGGCGCAAAAUGCCCAAUCCCAUAAGCAGAACGAAAAGGAUGGAUCGCGAGAUACGGCGACUGCAGAACCAUCCCGGCACACUAAUACCCAAGCUGCCGUUCUCGCGUCUGGUGCGCGAGUUCAUCGUGAAGUACAGCGAUGGAGAACCGCUGAGGGUCACCGAGGGCGCCUUUAUGGCCAUGCAGGAGUCCUGCGAGAUGUACUUGACGCAGCGGCUCGCAGACUCCUACAUGCUAACCAAGCAUCGCAAUCGCGUCACACUGGAGGUGCGCGACAUGGCCCUGAUGGCCUACAUCUGCGACCGGGGUCGGCUGGCAUAGCAAAACACUAGUUUAGGUUAGUUAUUUGUAAAAGUGUAGCCCCUUUAAUUUGUAUAGUUAAGUCCUUUUAAGUGUUUACGUAAACGAAAAGUUCAAAGUUUGUUAAUCCCUUAUUUUUGUCCCGCUAGAAUUUGCUUUAAAUAAACGUGUUAGCUUA
Drosophila teissieri is the source of this 939-nucleotide messenger RNA. Its product is annotated as histone H3-like centromeric protein cid. Bases 93 to 782 code for a protein of 229 amino acids. NCBI's taxonomy places the organism in Eukaryota, Metazoa, Arthropoda, Insecta, Diptera, Drosophilidae. Gene Ontology annotation, cellular component: nucleosome. The transcript has a single exon. Gene Ontology annotation, molecular function: protein heterodimerization activity; DNA binding; structural constituent of chromatin. The record is from RefSeq and is a predicted model, not a curated record.